Lymnaea stagnalis (great pond snail) is the source of this 9732-nucleotide messenger RNA. Lineage: Eukaryota; Metazoa; Mollusca; Gastropoda; Lymnaeidae. The record is from the annotation of a GenBank genome assembly.
CCUAGCCGCUCAGUGUGAACAAUAACCGCUUCGUAUACCUGCCACACACACCUGCCACAUACACCUGCCACUUACACCUGCCACUUACACCUGCAAACUCUACAGGUAAAUUGGUAGUUUUGUUUAAAAAUCACUUUCAUUCCUAUUUUUUAAUGUCCAGAUUCGGAAACCAACCCUUCAGAUGUGCUACCCGCACUUUCGGAGCUAACGCCCUCUCAAGCUGCAGCUAAAGAAAAAGAGACAGACUUCAAGCGAAGAGUGUCAUCACAUUCAUCUAACUCUGCUUCCUUACGACGUGUCUGGUCAUCAUAAUUUGGGAUAGCAGUAAAUAUCUUUUGGAGAAUGUGUCUAGUGAUAAUGAUCUUUUGGAGAAUUGUCUAGUGGUAAUGAUCUAUUGGAGAAUGUGUCUAGUGGUAAUGAUCUUUUGGAGAUUGUGUCUAGUGAUUUGAUCUUUUGGAGAUUGUGUCUAGUGGUAAUGAUCUAUUGGAGAAUGUGUCUAGUGGUAAUGAUCUUUUGGAGAUUGUUUCUAGUGAUUUGACCUUUUGGAGAUUGUGUCUAGUGGUAAUGAUCUAUUGGAGAAUGUGUCUAGUGGUAAUGAUCUAUUGCAGAUUGUGUCUAGUGGUAAUGAUCUCUUGGAGAUUGUGUCUAGUGGUAAUGAUCUAUUGCAGAUUGUGUCUAGUGGUAAUGAUGUUUUGGAGAUUGUGUCUAGUGGUAAUGAUCUAUUGGAGAAUGUGUCUAGUGGUAAUGAUCUAUUGGAGAUUGUGUCUAGUGGUAAUGAUGUUUUGGAGAUUUUGUCUGGUGGUAAUGAUCUAUUGGAGAAUGUGUCUAGUGGUAAUGAUCUUUUGGAGAUUGUGUCUAGUGGUAAUGAUCUAUUGGAGAAUGUGUCUAGUGAUAAUGAUCUUUUGGAGAAUUGUCUAGUGGUAAUGAUCUAUUGGAGAUUGUGUCUAGUGGUAAUGAUCUAUUGGAGGAUGUGUUUAGUGCUAAUGAUCUAUUGGAGAUUGUGUCUAGUGGUAAUGAUGUUUUGGAGAUUUUGUCUAGUGGUAAUGAUCUAUUGGAGAAUGUGUCUAGUGGUAAUGAUCUAUUGGAGAUUGUGUCUAUUGGUAAUGAUCUAUUGGAGAAUGUGUCUAGUGAUAAUGAUCUUUUGGAGAAUUGUCUAGUGGUAAUGAUCUAUUGGAGAUUGUGUCUAUUGGUAAUGAUCUAUUGGAGAUUGUGUCUAGUGGUAAUGAUCUAUUGGAGAUUGUGUCUAGUGAUAAUGAUCUUUUGGAGAAUGUGUCUAGUGGUAAUGAUCUAUUGGAGAUUGUUUCUAGUGGUAAUGAUCUAUUGGAGAAUGUGUCUAGUGGUAAUGAUCUUUUGGAGAUUUUUUCUAGUGGUAAUGACCUAUUGGAGAAUGUGUCUAGUGGUAAUAAUCUAUUGGAGAUUGUGUCUAGUGGUAAUGAUCUCUUGGAGAUUGUGUCUAGUGGUAAUGAUCUAUUGCAGAUUGUGUCUAGUGGUAAUGAUGUUUUGGAGAUUGUGUCUAGUGGUAAUGAUCUAUUGGAGAAUGUGUCUAGUGGUAAUGAUCUAUUGGAGAUUGUGUCUAGUGGUAAUGAUGUUUUGGAGAUUUUGUCUGGUGGUAAUGAUCUAUUGGAGAAUGUGUCUAGUGGUAAUGAUCUUUUGGAGAUUGUGUCUAGUGGUAAUGAUCUAUUGGAGAAUGUGUCUAGUGAUAAUGAUCUUUUGGAGAAUUGUCUAGUGGUAAUGAUCUAUUGGAGAUUGUGUCUAGUGGUAAUGAUCUAUUGGAGAAUGCGUCUAGUGGUAAUGAUCUCUUGGAGAUUGUGUCUAGUGGUAAUGAUCUAUUGCAGAUUGUGUCUAGUGGUAAUGAUCUCUUGGAGAUUGUGUCUAGUGGUAAUGAUCUAUUGGAGAUUGUGUCUAGUGGAAAUGAUAUUUUGGAGAUUGUGUCUAGUGGUAAUGAUCUAUUGGAGAAUGUGUCUCGUGGUAAUGAUCUAUUGGAGAUUGUGUCUAGUGGUAAUGAUCUAUUGUAGAUUGUGUCUAGUGGUAAUGAUCUUUUGGAGAAUGUGUCUAGUGGUAAUGAUCUAUUUUUGAGUCAUCAGCGUAAUGAUCGAUUUUAAAUGAAUUUAAUUUAAACAAUCGCAAACUUUCUUCGCUCGUGCAAGAUUUACGCUCGUGCAAGAUUUACAGUUAGUGGUCCAUGGGAAGAUAUCCUACUUUCCCUGGUACGUGGUCCAUGGGAAGAUAUUCCACUUUGCCUGGUACCUGGUCCAUGGGAAGAUAUUCCACUUUGCCUGGGCCCUGGUCCAUGGGAAGAUAUCCCACUUUGCCUUUUACCUGGUCCAUGGGAAGAUAUCCCACUUUGCCUGGUACGUGGUCCAUGUGAAGAUAUCCCACUUUACCUGGUACCUCGUUCAUGGGAGGAUAUCCCACUUUGCCUGAGCCUUUUUUAAAUUUUAUGAGCUAAAUAUAAUUUCUGUAUGCGUUCCUAUACCAUUUAUCCAAUUCGAUAAAACUUUGGUGAGUUGUUGUGGCGCACGCCUGCAAACGGUUUCUGAAUCAGGUUAUCAGUUUUGAAACAUUCCUUUUGGAGCCAGGGGCCCUAAACAGUGCCGUCUCAAGGCAUAACUUUGAGGGGGCACCACGUUUCUAGGAGACUCCCUCUUAUAGAGUCAUCAUGCUUUACAUAUUUUUUAAUGAAUAUAGAAAGAUUUUGAUAAUUUAAUUGGAUUUAAAAUUCCCAAUUUACCAAUUUUAACCCACGAUAUAUAUAGCAGCACAUUCCAAAAUUAAUAUUAUAAAUUCGAAUCGAAGUUGGACAAUUUUAAAACUUUUAAAGGCAAAUAACUCUCGUCGACAAGUUUUACUUUUCCCAGAUACGAAUCGAAAAAAUUAAGGGGUCGUUCGCAAAUUACGUCACGCUAAAAAUGACCUUUUUAGACCCCCCUCCCCCUGUCACAAAGUGUCACAAAUUAUUUAUAUCUCCCCAGUGUCGCAUCAUACCAAAAAAAAAAAUGAAAACAUGCAUAAAAUGUACAUUACUAAACUAAGAUUUUUGUUUUAUUCUUAAACAUUUGCCCAUAAUGGCUUAACAUGGGAUAUUAUUUUUAAACUGUGACGCAAAACAACGAAGACAUCCACAAGACGAAUGUAAAAUGGCCACAAAAGUUUUUGAGUCAUUUUUUCGAUAUGCGCAGAAGGCGUGCACGACGGAUGUUCACGGUACCUAAAAUAACAGAGGUUAUUUCGACCUCAAAUUAAUGUUUUAUAAUGAAUUGAAGAAAGAUUUUUUAAAAUUAGAACAUUUUAGAUAUUAAAAAAAAGAGAUUUUUUUUUAAAUCGUGACGUCACAAAUUUUUUACCCCCACCCCCUCCCCUGUAACAAAUUGUCACAAAUUCUCGAACUGGCUUUCACUUAUGUGCAUGGAAAAUGACAUCCUUAAGACCAUUGACUUUAAACCAAUAUUAAAACGAUUAUCUGCAAAAAAAAAUACGCAAAUGAUUAUGUUGAUUUAUGUUCAAUAAUUUAUUUUAUCUAUUUGUCAUUACUGAUAAUUUAUCAUCCUCUGUGAUUAUUUAAAGUUUAUUACUGAUAAUGUUUUUUAACUAUUAUCGAUUUUGAAUACUUUUUUUUAUAAUCAAUCAAUUGAAUUCAUCGAAAUUUAACUUUGUUGAAUGUUUAUUUUGAAUUUUACAAUUUUAUUCCUCUUGGUGAUUUGAUGGGUAGCAGGAACUGUUUGCCCCAUCCCCAAUUUUUUAAGCAUGGGGCGAGUGACCCCCCCCCCCUUCUCACGGCCCAGGGGUGUUGUGUUUCUAGGGGGCCCCAGAGCAUUGCUGUGCCCAGUGCCUACUAUGUUGUUAAGAUGGCUUUGGCCCUACAUUAUUGUUUUCUUAUAUGAGCUAUGCAAAUACAAUUUCAAACAGAGCUAUUGCAUGGGUGGGUGGAACUGAAUCAAAUACAAGCGACAUUUCAGUUUGUGUGUGACAUAAUAAGUAGGUUUCUGAAUUGGCAAAACCAUUUUACAAUUUUGCGUAUGAGGCCUGGUGCCUUUUCUUUUUUUUUAUGUGAGCUAUAUAAAUAAAAAUUUUAACAGAGGCUACUGCAUGGGUGGAUCAAUCGGUGAAAUUAAUUUUGAACAUCCGUGCUUCUCACGUGGAGAGCAGGCCGCUUACGAGUCGAAAAAUCCUUUAAUUUAUUUGUGUACGCAUGAAACGAAACAAAAACACACACAAAAAAUAUUUUCUAUUUAAAAACUACCUCCAAAACGUAAUUAAAACAAAACCACUUUUGUCUUUGAGUGGCAUUGCAACGCGUGCCGGGUUCUUGCUAGUAUUAAAUAUUCUGAUGUCCCAACAACUAUUUUUUUACACCAUACUAAAAUUGGGACGAUUUUGUGGGCCACUCACUAUGAUGUUAGCCCACCCAUAGGUGGGGGCCACUCACUAUCAUGUUAGCCCACCCAUAGGUGGGGGCCACUCACUAUGAUGUUAGUCCACCCAUAGGUGGGGGCCACUCACUAUCAUGUUAGCCCACCCAUAGGUGGGGGCCACUGACUGUGAUGUUAGCCCACCCAUAGGUGGGGGCCACUCACUAUGAUGUUAGCCCCCCCAUAGGUGGGGGCCACUCACUAUGAUGUUAGUCCACCCAUAGGUGCGGGCCACUCACUAUGAUGUUCGUCCACCCAUAGGUGGGGGCCACUCACUAUCAUGUUAGUCCACCCAUAGGUGGGUCCCACUCACUAUGAUGUUAGUCCACCCAUAGGUAGGGGCCACUCACUAUGAUGUUAGUCUACCCAUAGGUGGGGGCCACUCACUAUCAUGUUAGCCCACCCUUAGGUGGGGGCCACUCACUAUGAUGUUAGCCCACCCAUAGGUGGGGGCAACUCACUAUGAUGUUAGCCCACCCAUAGGUGGGGGCCACUCACUAUGAUGUUAGUCCACCCAUAGGUUGGGGCCACUCACUAUGAUGUUAGCCCACCCAUAGGUGGGGGCCACUCACUAUGAUGUUAGCCCACCCAUAGGUGGGGGCCACUCACUAUAAUGGUAGCCCACCCAUAGGUGGGGGCCACUCACUAUCAUGUUCGCCCACCCAUAGGUGGGGACCACUCACUAUGAUGUUAGCCCACCCAUAGGUGGGGGCCACUCACUAUGAUGUUGGCUCACCCAUAGGUGGGAGCCACUCAAUAUGAUGUUAGCCCACCCAUAGGUGGGGGCCACUAACUAUGAUGUUAGCCCACCCAUAGGUGGGGUCGCUUGUUUAAAGGGCAGCUCUAACAUGGGACGUUGAUUAAUUUCUCCUCUGCAGGUUCUCAGACAUGGACCCCACAACACAGCCAGGGGCGGCCUCCAGUCCUUCUUUAGUAGAUGCCUUAAAAUGUCUCAGAGGUUUUUCCGAUACCAUAGUCGGGGUCCUAUUCGGCCCACUGCGUCUGCGACCAGAAACUGAUGAAACGGCCAAAAAUAUUUUCCGCCUGCUUAACAUUUUUGGAAUACUCGAUACCGACAUCGCGAAAAUCUCAGUUCACCCAAAAUCUGAUUAUGUAAGAAUCGACUUCAAGUCGGCAGAGAUGGCGGACUUCGUUGUCAUGGUAAGAAACAUCAACAAAAAUUCUGUUGCUUUCUUUUCGGGGGAGGGGGGCAGGUUGUAAAAUUACCUUUUUAUACAUUUGCAUUUUGAAAUAUAGCUUUUCCUCCAACCACAUGUAAUAAAAAUUGUCAAAAUGUCUAAAGGACGCCGUGGGGAGAUUACAUUAGUAAGCAACCACGCUGUGUGGGGGGGGGAUUGCAUUAAUAAGCAACCAUCCUGUGGUGAUUACAUUGGUAAGCAACCUUCCUGCGUGUUGAUUACAUUUGGUAAGCAACCUUCUUUUUGGGGUAAUUACAUUAGUAAGCAACCAUCCUGUGUGGUGAUUACAUUGGUUAGCAACCUUCCUGUGAGGUGAUUACAUUAGUAAACAACUAUCCUGUGUGUUAAUUACAUUUGGUAAGCAACCCUCCUGUGCGGUGAUUACAUUAGUGAGCAACCAUCCUGUGUGGUGAUUACAUUAGUAAGCAACCAUCCUGUGUGCUGAUUACAUUGGUAAGCAACCAUCCUGUGCGGUGAUUACAUUAGUAAGCAACCAUCCUGCCACAGACUUUGUUGACAAUAGGUUUUUUUCAAUUUAAAAAAAAAAUAUUACUGCGGCUCCUGGCCCCCUGAAACAUUUGCAAAGAAGCCAUAAUUGGAAAGUCAUAAAGGUUGAGGUCGUGGCCCAGUUAAUUUCACUUUCUUAACUUCCUACCAGGCAGUCAAGGAGAAGAGUGCAGUUAAGAGAGUCUACAAUUUUACGCGGCUCUCGGACUCACCUGACAAACUGCAAGCAGUCCAGCUGUUAGACGCCACAAAGGUAAAAUUGUAGUCCGUUUUCGGGGGUUGGGGGGGGGGGGCUGUUACAGUAAAAUCUUCAAAUGAUUUUAUUUAAAAUAAUCACUUAAGGCAUGGCAAUAACUUUUUUUUACUACGAAAUUAUUUUAGUGAAAAUAUUAGCGCACCCCAGUGCAUUGUUUUAAAAGCACCACCCCCCCCCCAAGUGCAGUGUUUAAAAGCACCCCCUAGUGCAGUAUUUAAACGCGCCCCCCUCCCAGUGUAGUGUUUAAAAACGCCGCCUACUGGAGUGUUUGAAAGCACCCCCACCCCUCUUUUUAGUGCAGAGUUUAAAAGCGCACACCGGCGCCAUGCGCUAAACUUUCCUACUGAUGACACACUUCAGUUUCAGGAGCUGAGGGACAUCGCUAAGCUGUUUGCCGACACCGCGCCCGCAGGUGCCCCCUCACCGUCUGUGAACCUGGUGACCUACUCCCCAGUGGACGAGGACGUCUUGUGUGUCGUGAAAAGCUGGAGGAGGCGGAGCCAAGAAGCGGUCCCCGCGGGGACGACGGCGGCGGCGACCGAAAGAGUCUUCGAGCUGAUGCCGCUGUCCCUGGGUGUGGACACCUUAGACGUCACCAUGCCGCUGGACAUGCCCGAGAUCAUCAUGGACAUCGCGCAGCCCUCGGUGUGCAACAACCCAUCCAAGAAAGACGAAUCGAUGAGCACCGUCAAGCUGCCCCAUCCUUUCUGGCAGGGACCCCCGUUCUACCUGUUUCACGGUCGGGUGCAUCUCCAGCACGCAUGCAACGUUUACGACAACAAAGUGAGAAUUAACGCGACCAGUUGGGAGAGGUCCAUCAAGUAGGUCUUGUCUUGUCGUUCUGUCUGGGAGAGAUCCAUCAAGUAGGUCUUGUCUUGUCCUGCUGUUUGGGAGAGGUCCAUAAAGUGGGUCUUGUCUUGUGCUGUUUGGGAGAGGUCCAACAGGUAGGUCUUGACUUGACGUUCUGUCUGGGAGAGGUCCAACAAGUAGGUCUUGUCUUGUCGUUCUGUCUGGGAGAGGUCCAUCAAGUAGGUCUUGUCUUGUCGUGCUUCUGGGAGAGAUCCAUGAAGUAGGUCUUGUCUUGUCGUUCUGUCUGGGAGUGAUCCAUCAAGAAGGUCUUGUCCUGCGAUCUGGGAGAGGUCCAUCAAGUAGGUCUUGUCUUGUCGUGCUGUCUGGAAGAGAUCCAACAAGCAGUUCUUGUCCUGUCGUACUGUUUGGAAGAGGUCAAUCAAGAAGGUCUUGUCUUGUCAUGCUGUUUUCAGGGUGGGGUGUGGUGGGAGGGGCAAAACUAUAUGGAAGGUCGCACAUAUGCAUCACCUGAAUUAAAGCAGUAACAUUGUUUCAUGAUAACUUUUGGGGACAUAUCCUGUCAAAUGAACUAAAAAUGGGAACAUAAUAUCUUGUCAAAUGAACUUAGAUUGAGGACAUCAUGUCAAAUGAACAAAGAUGACUAUUGCAUAGGUAGGAUGGAUAUGUUUAUCAAUACAUUGUGAAGUCAUGGGCAGCACAAGGAAAAUAUUACGUCACUGCUUGCAGUAGACAAAUGUUUCAUCAUGCUUGCAGUAGGAAAGUAUUACACUACUUGGAGGCCGUUAGGGUCUUUCUUUUAGUAAAAAAAUCUCUGUUUUCAAAGUCGAACAUUUCAUUUUUUUUUUAAUUUUCGAUUGCUCUAGCUCAGGCUCUAACACCUUCCUAUAAUCGAAUUUUUAAAAUCUACAUACCCCCAUUAUUUCCGCUUUCUAAAGUCAAUUAUCUGAGAGUUUGCAACAACAAAAAAACAACAACAAAUACAUUCUCUCCUGACGACUUUUCACUCCAUUAUUGUAUUUCAUCAUUUCGUUUUCACAACAUGAAUAUUUGACUUGAUCAACUCUCUCCAUUCACUAACUUGAUUUCUUCAUGCUUUCACCUCCUUGAUUGAUCCACUCUCUUUAUCCACUAACUUGAUUUCUUCAUGCGUUCACCUGCUUGACUUGAUCCACUCUCUUUAUCCACUAACUUGAUUUCUUCAUGCUUUCACCUGCUUGACUUGAUCCACUCUCUUUAUCCACUAACUAAACAGUUCAGAAAUAGAAUAACCAUGAUGUUUUCGAAAGAAUUUGUGUGUGUCACCUUUCAGCGACAUCGCUUACAUGCUGGCCGUCCACGUGACUUGUAUGGCUAACAGGCGUGACGGUGGAUCAAUCUUCCUAGGCGUGACUGCAGGUGGGCUGGCCGAGGGGUUUAUUAUCCCGUCCAAUGUCGUGGACAAGCUAAAACUCGAAAUUGAUAACCAAAUGUCGAACACCAUCAGACCGAUGCUUCUGCCGUACAGCUACAAGAUCAACUACGUCAAGGUCAUCGGGAACGCGGACCGCGACAAGACAUACGGUACGGUGAUAGAGGUCCACGUGGAUGUUGGAGCAAAUAGUACCGUCCAGUACAGGUAUAACAACAAGGUGUGCAUCUACGAUGAAAAGUUAAAGAAAGUUUUUUUCAUACUUCCGACCGAUAAGGAUGACAGGGUCCGUUGGUAAAAGAGAAAGAGUGAGAACAGGGGCUGCAGGGACAGUCGGAGGGACAGUUGACGUCCCAGUCGGAGGGACAGUUGAUGUCCCGUUCGGAGGGACAGUGGAUGUCCCAGUCGGAGGGAUAGUUGGUGUCCCAGCAAGAGCGUUAGUUGAUGUCCCAGUUCGGGUUGAUAGUUGAUGUCCAUGUCGGACAGAUAGUUGAUGUCCAUGUCGGACAAUUGAUGUUCCAGUCAGAAGGAUUGAUAUCUCAGCCGGGGGGAUAGUUGAUGUCCCAGUUGGAGGGAUGGUUGAUGUCCAAGUCGGAAAGACAGUUGAUGUCCCAGUUGGAGGGAUAGUUGAUGUAGCAGUGAACAUCGUUUCAUUCAUUGUGAGCGCCCCCCCUCCGGGUUGACUAGGUUUUAAUCAAUUGUUUGCCACAGUCAACUCUUCUUCAUAAAAUGCCGGGCCGCCUUUCAUUUAAAACCACAAACCAGGCGUAAACAGAGUGAAACUACCGGAUUACGCAGAGUGGAGCUACAGGUGUACGCAGAGUGGAGCUACAGGUGUACGCAGAGUGGAGCUACAGGUAACACAUAGUCGAACUCUGCAGCUGAAUUCAGAGACUGUUUCAUAAAUCUAUAUUGCUACCCAUAAAAACUAGAUGUUACACUAUUAGACACUAGAUAUUACACUGUUAUACACUAGAUAUUACACUGUUGGACACUAGAUGGUAUACGCUGGAUGUUAUAAACGUGUAAAGACACUAGAUGUUGGACUACAGAUGUUAGACACAAGAUUCUAGACACUAUAUGCUAGACACAAGAUGUUAGACACUGACUGUUUCAUGACCAAAUAAAAGCACUUGAGCUGGC